Molecule: messenger RNA, 678 nt
Organism: Caenorhabditis elegans
Lineage: Eukaryota; Metazoa; Nematoda; Chromadorea; Rhabditida; Rhabditidae
Gene: Y71H2AM.29
Product: G_PROTEIN_RECEP_F1_2 domain-containing protein
Exons: 2
Coding region: 367-639 (90 amino acids)
Source: RefSeq, marked reviewed
UCAAUUUCAGCCUCCGGAAUGCGUUUCGACCUUCGUAAAACCACAACCACCCAGCGAUAUAGAACGGAUCAGGUUCACGUUGAAUGGAGAGAUUAAUCGGUGCCUACCUACCUGCCUGCCUACAGGCGUAGGCAGGCAUUUCUUCUGCUUCACGUUGUUUUUUUUUUCGUUAAUUUUAUUGAUUUUUCUCCACUUUUCUUGUUGUUGUUGUUGUGCCGCGUGGCUGUUCUCAUUUCUUUAAAAUUUUACGUUUUUUUUUUCUCGAAAUUUUGAAAAUAGUUAUCCCCCGUCCAAUUUUCAAUCAUUUCUUUAUUAUUUUCUCCUGUUCUUCACACGUUUUUUGCACAAAAAGGAACGGGAAACAAAAUGGUCGACGGAUGUGCUGAGAAAUUCGAGCAAAUGAGUUCAUGGAUUGUGCUGAUUUCAAUUGUUCCAAUAACAUUCAGCUUUAUAACUGUCAUUCUUUUGUGCUCAUCUCUUCUAAAAGUGAAGAAAAUGCGUGGAAUUUGUGAUGGAAUCCAUUCGAAUGCUCAUUGGUUGUCUAGAACUGCUGUUCGUGUUGGAAUUGGAGCAACUGCCCGUGUUACAAUCAAUGAAUAUGCAUCGACGAAGCCUGAGCUCAAGAGAUUGCUUAAAUAGAUUACCUUGUUUUGAAUGGAAUAAAUUAUUGGGGAUUUU